Messenger RNA from Gymnogyps californianus (California condor), 5570 nucleotides. It is a transcript of the gene FKBP15, whose product is annotated as FKBP prolyl isomerase family member 15. The coding region runs from base 19 to 3777 and encodes 1252 amino acids. Gene Ontology annotation, molecular function: peptidyl-prolyl cis-trans isomerase activity. Gene Ontology annotation, cellular component: growth cone. The record is from RefSeq and is a predicted model, not a curated record. The transcript has 29 exons. Lineage: Eukaryota; Metazoa; Chordata; Aves; Accipitriformes; Cathartidae.
GGCGGCGGGUCCGCGACCAUGUUCGGGGCGGCGGAGGAGGACGACGCGGACUUCCUGUCCCCUGCUAGCGGUGCCAGAUUGGCCUCUCUCUUUGGUCUGGAUCAAACAGUCUCAAGCCAUGGAAAUGAGUUCUUCCAGUACACUGCACCGAAGCAGCCUAAGAAGGGUCAAACGGCAGCUGCAGGUCAGGCAGCUCAGAAGGCUCCUGCGGCCCCAGCAGCUUCAGGAGCACCAUCAGUAUUCGUGGCCACUGCGGUUCACGCUUAUCGAUAUACAAACGGGCAGUACUUGAAGCAAGGCAAGUAUGGAGCAGCUGUAGUGGGGAACCAUGCUACUAAAGAGUACAGGAUCCUCCUUUACAUCAGUCAGCAGCAACAGAUCGCAACUGCAAGGAUCCAUCCAGGCUUCAUACUCACGGUUCAACCCAACAAUUAUAGUACGUUCUAUGAUGAUCAGAGACAAAACUGGUCCAUCAUGUUUGAGUCAGAAAAGGCAGCAGUGGAUUUCAGUAAACAGGUGUGCCUUGCCAAAUGCAGCAGCUCCCCAGUGCUCGAUUCAGUCCUCUACCAGGAUCUCCUUCUUGGAGAAGGGCAGGGAGUAGAAGGAGGAGACUCUCUGGAGAUUGCCUAUACGGGUUGGCUGUUCCAGAACAACGGGCUUGGACAGGUGUUUGACUCAAAUGUUAACAAAGACAAGCUGUUGCGGCUAAAGCUGGGAUCUGGAAAGGUCAUCAAGGGCUGGGAAGAAGGAAUGAUGGGGAUGAAGAAAGGAGGGCGAAGGUAUCUCAUUAUUCCUCCGGCAUGGGCCUACGGGGCUCAGGGAGUGGCUGGCCGUGUCCCUCCAGACUCUACUUUAGUUUUUGAGGUGGAAGUUAGGCGGGUGAAGUUUGUAAAGGAAUGCUCUGGUUCAGAUGGACAGAGUGUUAGUUCAAGGGAUUCUCCUGCACCUUCUCCGGUACCGAAUUCAGAUGGCUUCUCUGCAGACACUGGUUUAUUGCCUCCAUCUACAAUACCUCCAAAGCCUGGGGAGCCGGCUGUUCGGGCCAAGUCAAACUCCAUCAGUGAACAGCUAGCAAAUCCAGAUGUAGCAAAGGCAAAGCUAAUUUCUCGGAUGGCUAAAAUGGGACAGCCCAUGCUGCCUUUCCUUGCCGGAACAGCAGGUAGUCAACUGGACUCCAGUGACUCGGAAAUAGAGGAUCCAAAUACACUGAGAGGGACGACGCAGCCAGUGGCUUCAUCUUCAGUGAGACCAUCACAGCCAGCUCACGCAGUACUGCCCACAGUGUCAACACAAGUACCUCAGGUAUCUGGUUCUACACCCCCGGUAUCUUCUGCUGCUUUAAUACCUGCAACGAUCCAGCCCCAUUCAGCUCUGCCUGGAGGAGCACAGGGCUUUCAGGCGUAUCCAGGAAUGGCAUUUGCUUACCCCCAAACGGCUGCAUCUGCUUCUCAGCUCCAGCCUGUAGGACAGAUGUAUCCCGCACCUUACCAAGCACCCGGGGACGUUACUUCCUUUUUGAUGACAGAAGCUCGGCAGCAUAACACUGAAAUCCGAAUGGCCGUUAGCAAAGUAGUAGAUAAAAUGGAUCAUCUGGCUGCCAAGGUGGAGGAGUUGAAGAAACAAAACACUGGUAACAGCUCGCUACUGCCUGGUAUCUCCUCUGUUACUAUGGAAGCCUCCAUGAUCAUGAGCAAUAUCCAACGCAUAAUCCAGGAGAAUGAGAGACUGAAGCAAGAGAUAUUUGAGAAGAGCAGUCGGAUUGAGGAGCAGAAUGAGAAGAUCAGCGAGUUGAUUGAGCGGAAUCAGAGAUAUGUUGAACAAAGUAACUUGCUAAUGGAGCAGAGGAACCAUUCACUGCAAACAACAAAUGAAAACACGCAGGCAAGAGUGUUGCAUGCAGAACAGGAGAAGGCCAAAGUUGCAGAGGAGUUAGCAGCUGCCACAGCCCAGGUUUCCCAGCUGCAGCUGGAGCUGACUGCCCACCAGAAGAAGGAAAUGGACCUGCGGAAACAGCUGUCUGCUGCCCUGCAGGAGGCCGAGCGACAUGAGACGCAGCUCAACAAACUGCAGGCACAGUUAGCAGAGCUCCAAGAAGCCUCUGAGGACACUCAGACUAGAUUCAAAGCCGAGAAGCAAAGCCGCAGACAGCUGGACAUGAAGAUUACGGCAUUGGAAGAAGAGCUAACGGACCUAAAAGUGGAAAAGGAGACUCUUGAAAGGAAUCUUGCAGAGAGGAAGAAGAAAUCCCUCUCGGAGAGAGCUCAAGCAGAGGAAGAGAUGGAAGAAAUACGCAGAUCAUAUCAGCAGGAACUGGACAAGCUUCGACAGUUGCUGAAAAAGGCACGGACUUCGACUGACCAGGCAGCAGCAGAGCAGCUAUCGCUCAUCCAGGCAGAGCUGGAAUCCCAGUGGGAAGUCAAAUGUGAACGUACGCUGGCCUUGGCCAAGGAGCAGCAUGUUAGACAGUACCAGGAGGUGUGUGAGCAGAGAGAUGCCCUGCAGCAGCAGGUGUCCCAGCUGGAAGAGAAGCUUGCGGCUCUAAAACACUCGAAAAAAGCAGAGGAGCAAAAAUUGUCUGAGUUUCAGCAACGUUUGGAGCAACUAGAGCCUAUCAAAGAGAAGUAUUUAGCCUUGAAAUCUGAUAUUGUGGUGCUGAAGGCUCGCUAUGAAGAACGCAUCCGAGACCUGGAGAAGGAUCAGGAUGGAUCUUCACCUGCAGACUUCACAGAAGAAGUAAAGAAGAUAAUGAAUGGUGUAUUUCAAUCUCUUCGGGGUGAAUUUGAGCUGGAAGAGACAUACAGUGGCAGGACAGUUCUGGGUGUCGUCAUGAACACUAUUAAGACUGUAACACUGCAGCUACUCAACAGGCAGCAGGAGAAACCAGAUCAUGACAGUAAAAAGGAGGACUCUGGAACAGGAGCAGCGAGACAGGAGGGAUCACCUGGAGCAAAGACUGACCACGAAGAGCCCAUGCAACAUAGCCCAGCACAGAGUGUUGCAUUCCCAGCUGAUCCUGGGGAAGCAACCACAGGCUCCAUGGUGUCUGACCAGGAAGGCGAGUCUGCUCCUCUGUCUGCCAGGCCCAGAACUCCUGAGGAGGAGAAGGCAACACAGAGCAGCGGGGUGUCAGAAGAGGAGAAGGUCCAGGGGGAGCAUCUCUCUUCCACAGCUGAAUCCUGCCUGGAUCCUGUUAAGGGGCCUGUACUUGCAGGGCAGCCUGUUCCUGAGGUGGAUGAGGACUUUGUCCCAGCUGAGCAAAGGCAGGAGAGCAGUCCCGUCGGGAAAGCUGAGUCUGAACGCAGUCCCUCCAGGGUAUCUUUGCAGGCAGAAGUUGCAGAACCUUCUGUUCUAGAAGCCAAGCCAGAAGAAGUGGAUGUGGCAGUGCUUCCAGAAAAGCCAGCUGCGGAGCAGAAGGCGGAGGAGCCUGUGGGAGGUUUAGAGCCCCCUCCCUUAAAUGGGGAGGGAGGGAACUGCACAGACCCAUCAGACGGAGCUAGCCCCGAGAAGGAGCCUGCUUCAGUAUCCAACACAGCCCAGCCGAGCUCACCUAUCAUCAGAGAAGCCCUGGGACAGCAGGAACUGGGCUCCAGCCCCGGGCAAAAAGAUUCCAGCCUCUUUGAGGAUGACAACUUCUUUGAAACAGCAUCUCAUAAACCAGUGAAGCCUCGAGUUCCCUCUGAAGAGGAGGAUGAGGAGGAAGUGAGCAUGAAGGGCCGUCCCCCUCCAGCUCCGCUCUUUGGUGAUGAUGACGACGACGAUCUGGACUGGCUGGGAUGAAGAGCCGGCUGGUGAGCCUGUGAGCCCUCUCCUCUGGGCACGGCCUCUUCCUGUGCACUUAGCACUUAAUGAGCUGCGUACGGGGGACAGUUGUGAGCAGCCAGGGACUUCCCAGGCUCUUGUACUGCAGGCUGACGGGGCCUGAGAGCAAGGGGCUCUUUCGGCACUCAUGGGCCCUCAGACCCGUCGCUCUGACCUGACAGACGUGCGCAGAGGUUGGGACGAGCUGAAGGAACCAACCAGUCUUACUGCACGUUUCUAUUGCUGUCCUACUUCUGUGAACUGUUGAUUCAUUAGUCUGAAACUUUAUGCAAAUAUGAACUUUGUAAAGUGCUUCAGAAGGACAAGUCUGGCAGGACCCUGCAGUAGGAAACUACUUUUUAAAAAAACCAGUCUAAAAUCUCAUUGUCUUCCCCAGUGAAGAUCUCCUUGGAAUAUUUCUCUUAGUCUCCACCCAGGGUGUCUCCCAGGGACUCUGCACCAUCUCCUCACCGUGUAUGAGCCAUGGGCAGUGGGAGAUUCGGCCGAGAGACCCCAGGCAGGCGUUUCCUGUGAGCCGCCGGCUCCGCACCGGCAGCUUGGGGAAAACCCAGGGGCUGAGGCGGGUCCGGGCGGCUCUGUUGUACGUUCCGAGCUGCGGCACACGCGAUGCUUGCUGACCCGCAGCCUGCUAGGCAGGGACGCCCGUUAGCGGUGCUGGAAGUCAGGGCUCUGUUAGACCAAUGCUCCAAGCACAGAUGUAGCAUCUCGUGAUUGCUGUUGUAAGAAGCCAAAUCCCCGGCUCUGUUUUAUGGAGGACCCCGAGGCUCACAGAGACCUCGCAAAAAUGAUUCACUGCGCAGCCAGCUCCCCUCCUCUCUGCAUCCAGAGGUGAGAUUUGUUUUUUUUUUCUGGGUUGUGUUUCACUGGCAGUGAAAGCAGCAAUACAGAUGUGUAGUGUGCUUCUUCUCUGGAGAGAGAGAGAGUUACUGCAGGCAGCCAAGCCCAUCUCCUGUGCCUUUUUCUCUGCUGCUGUUUAAAGUGUGACGAUCAUAGCACAAGUUAAAACUUAGGGAUGGGGGGACAUGAGCUAUAACCCAACCUCCCCCGGCCAGGGGCUUGGGGUAUAACUUCAGUCUAAGUGGACCAAGAGGGGAAGGCAGUGAGGAUAGAGAGCUGGGCAAACACGUUGGAUUUCUCAUAGCACUUUUACUUCUACGCUCGCUGACUCUAACACAACUUAAAACUAUGAGCAGGUCUUUGUGUCUUUAAAACAAAUAAAUCCGCCUUCACUUAAUAAAAUGGAAGUGCUUAUAGUUUCUUCAACUGCCUCUUACCAUCUCUGAACUGAAUCUGAUCUGUGUCCUCCUACAUUUGAUUACUUGGGAGGAAAAAAAAAAGAAGAGCGCUGGGCAUUCCUGUUCUGGCGUGCAGCGGUGCGGCAGGUCCCUGCCCUCGGUGCGGCAAACUGCCAAAUGCAGCUGGAAUGGUGGAGGAGGCCAAAGCCUGCUGCCAUGUCAGCGCUUGUCUCGCAGGGUGAACUUAGCUGGGGUUUCCUGGGGAGCUGCUCCAGAAGUCAAAAACACCGACUAGUUACUGGGUGCUGAAUGCGACGGUGUGUGAAACCCAGAUUGUGUGGGGGUCCCCUUCCUUGUGUAGGUACCCUGACGGGGCCUCUGGACCCCCCCGUCUGUGGCAGUGUCCUAGCAGAGGUCGUUGCUAAUACUAACAAUUCCACUUGUUUCCUGUUACAGAGAGACAACCUGAGGGAUUUGCAUUUCACUUCUUGAAAAAUAAAGUGCAAUUAAACCUGU